AUGAUGAAUAUCGCAACAUUGGCUCCCCAAGGAACUGAGCAAAAGAACAUUUCACUUCACUGGUUGCCGAAGAACGUCAACAAUUCUUACAAUGUGUCCUCAAUGCAGUGCAAACACAUCAAUAUUCCAGAAGAAGUCUUCUUAACACUUGGGAUUCUGAGUUUUGUGGAAAAUAUUCUGGUUAUCAUAGCAAUUAUUAAAAACCAGAAUUUGCAUUCUCCUAUGUAUUAUUUCAUUUGCUGUCUGGCUGUGGCAGAUACGUUGGUCAGUAUGAGCAAUACUAUAGAAACAAUUGUUCUUAUUCUAAUGGAGAAAGAAGUUUUGAUUGUACAGAACCAUGUCCUUAAGCAAAUAGACAAUAUAAUAGAUCUAAUGAUCUGUACCUCAGUGGUAUCAUCUCUGUCUUUCUUGGUUGCCAUUGCAGCUGAUAGGUACAUCACCAUAUUUUAUGCCUUACGAUAUCACAUCAUCAUGACAACUCGGAAGGCUGUGAUCAUUAUUGUUGGAAUCUGGAUAGUCAGCAGUACUUCAAGCAUCAUGUUCAUUGUCUAUUCGGAGAGUAGUGCCGUUAUUAUCUGUCUCAUUUCCUUCUUCUUUAUGAUGCUGGUGAUCAUGGGUGGCCUGUACUUCCACAUGUUUAUGCUUGCUCAAAUGCAUACCAAGAAGAUUAUGGCCCAACGUAAGAGGAGACCAAUUCACCAGGCUGCCAACAUGAAAGCAGCCGUUACUCUGACAAUUUUGCUGGGGCUCUUUCUUAUUUGCUGGAGUCCCUUCUUUCUCCAUCUUCUGCUCAUUAUCAGCUGUCCUAAUAAUCCCUAUUGUCUGUGCUUCAAUUCUCACUUCAACAUGUUUCUGAUUCUCAUAAUUUGCAAUUCGGUCUUUGACCCUGUUAUAUAUGCAUUCAGAAGCCAGGAGCUACGCAAAACCUUAAAGGAAUUUAUACCCUGUUCCUGGUAG
Messenger RNA from Mobula hypostoma (lesser devil ray), 957 nucleotides. RefSeq names its product melanocortin 1 receptor (gene mc1r). Gene Ontology annotation, cellular component: cytoplasm; plasma membrane. The coding region runs from base 1 to 957 and encodes 318 amino acids. The transcript has a single exon. NCBI's taxonomy places the organism in Eukaryota, Metazoa, Chordata, Chondrichthyes, Myliobatiformes, Myliobatidae. Gene Ontology annotation, molecular function: melanocyte-stimulating hormone receptor activity. Gene Ontology annotation, biological process: regulation of metabolic process; adenylate cyclase-activating G protein-coupled receptor signaling pathway. The record is from RefSeq and is a predicted model, not a curated record.